AUGGAUGUAUCCGAUAUGCUUCUCAUCAAACUUGUCCUCUUCGCCUAUUUGCUACAUGACACUCAAGGGCACUAUAGGAACCCCCUCAACAAGUACAUCCGCCACUAUGAAGGUCUUUCCUAUGACACAGAGCUGGUACACAGCAACCACCAGAGAGCUAAGAGGGCACUCUCCCACCAAGACCAGUUUCUUCAUUUAGAUUUUCAUGCUCAUGGAAGGCAUUUCAAUCUUCGCAUGAAGAGAGAUACUACUCUCUUUGCACCAGACAUGAAGGUGGACGUUUCGGGAGAAGAGUCGACAUAUGAUACCUCUCACAUCUACACUGGAGAAAUAUAUGGUGAGAAGGGCACCCUGGCUCAUGGCUCCAUCGUGGAUGGUAAAUUUGAGGGCUUCAUUCAAAGUUUCCACGGCAACUACUACGUGGAACCCACUGAGCGAUACUUGGAGGGCAAAGACGUGCCUUUCCACUCUGUCAUGUACCACGAGGAUGACAUACACUAUCCUCACAAGUAUGGCCCAGAGGGAGGCUGUGCUGAUAGCUCCGUGUUCGAGAAGAUGAGAAAGUACCAAGCCUCUGCUGUAGAAGAGCCAUCCAAGCCAAUCCACAGUCAAGCAGUCGAUAAUGAAUCUGUGAUGUUAAGAAAGAAGAGGAUGGCACAGGCUGAGAAAAACACGUGCCAGCUCUUCAUCCAAACAGAUCACCUCUUCUACAAGCAUUACAAGACGAGAGAGGCUGUUAUUGCUCAGAUUUCCAGCCACGUCAAGGCCAUUAAUGCUAUCUAUCAAGGCACAGAUUUCUUAGGGAUUCGCAACAUCAGUUUCAUGGUGAAAAGAAUCCGGAUAAACACCACCAGUGACGAGAGGGACAAGUCCAACCCGUUUCGCUUCGGGAACAUCGGCGUGGAAAAGUUCCUGGAGCUGAACUCUGAACAAAACCACGAUGACUACUGCUUGGCUUACGUCUUCACUGACAGAGACUUUGAUGAUGGCGUCUUGGGUUUGGCCUGGGUGGGAGCCCCCUCAGGGAGUUCUGGUGGGAUCUGUGAAAAAAGCAAGUUGUACUCCGAUGGGAAAAAGAAGUCACUCAACACAGGAAUCAUCACAGUCCAAAACUAUGCCUCCCACGUGCCUCCCAAAGUCUCCCAUAUCACCUUUGCACAUGAAGUAGGGCACAACUUUGGCUCCCCGCAUGACUCCGGAUCUGAGUGCACACCAGGUGAAGCCAAGAGCCAAGACAAAAAGGAGAAGGGCAAUUACAUCAUGUAUGCCAGAGCUACAUCAGGAGACAAGCUGAACAACAACAAAUUCUCUAUCUGUAGUGUGCGCAACAUCAGCCAGGUGCUGGAGAAAAAGAGAAGCAACUGUUUUGUUGAGUCUGGUCAGCCCAUCUGUGGAAAUGGCCUCGUGGAACCAGGAGAGGAGUGUGACUGUGGCUACAGUGACCAGUGCAGGGACCAGUGCUGCUAUGAUGCCAACCAGGCUGAUAACAAGAAGUGCAAAUUAAAGCCCAACAAAGUCUGCAGUCCCAGCCAGGGUCCCUGUUGCACCGCUGAGUGCAGCUACAAGGGGCGCAAUGAAAAGUGCAGGGACGAAUCGGAGUGCGCUCAUCAGGGCAUGUGUAAUGGAGUGAGCCCCCAGUGUCCAUCAUCUGAGCCCAAGGCCAACUUUACUGCCUGCCACGGCGAAACUCAAGUCUGUCUGAAUGGGGGCUGCUCCGGCUCCAUCUGUGAGAAGUACGGACUGGAAGCCUGCACAUGCGCUAGCCAAGAAGGGAAGGAUGAGACGGAGCUUUGUCACGUGUGCUGCAUGGAGAAGAUGAAUCCCAACACAUGCAGCAGUACGGGGUCAGAGCGUCUGGCUCGUUUCUUCAAUAAGAAGGUGACCACCCUGCCGGCCGGCUCGCCGUGCAACGACUUCAAGGGGUACUGCGACGUGUUCAUGAAGUGUCGUCUGGUGGAUGCGGACGGCCCCCUCGCUCGGCUCAAGAAGGCCAUUUUCAACCCGGAGCUUUAUGAGAACAUUGCUGAAUGGAUUGUGGCCCACUGGUGGGCAGUGCUACUGAUGGGAAUCGCUCUCAUCAUGCUCAUGGCUGGCUUCAUUAAGAUCUGUAGUGUACAUACACCCAGCAGUAACCCCAAGCUUCCGCCGCCUAAACCACUUCCAGGCACUUUGAAGCGGCGGCGAGCGCAGCAGCCUCAGCGGCAGUCCCAGCAGCAGCACCAACGGCACCACCGUCAGCCCAGAGAGAACUAUCAGAUGGGCCAAAUGAGACGCUGA
Molecule: messenger RNA, 2277 nt
Organism: Nerophis lumbriciformis (worm pipefish)
Lineage: Eukaryota; Metazoa; Chordata; Actinopteri; Syngnathiformes; Syngnathidae
Source: RefSeq, a predicted model, not a curated record